Molecule: messenger RNA, 3042 nt
Organism: Zingiber officinale
Lineage: Eukaryota; Viridiplantae; Streptophyta; Magnoliopsida; Zingiberales; Zingiberaceae
Product: sulfoquinovosidase-like
Exons: 8
Coding region: 347-2983 (878 amino acids)
Biological process (GO): carbohydrate metabolic process
Molecular function (GO): hydrolase activity, hydrolyzing O-glycosyl compounds; carbohydrate binding
Source: RefSeq, a predicted model, not a curated record
CCAAAACUAGAUUCUCAUGAAUCCAUGUGCUCACAGCAUCCUCCACCGUGAAAAUUGACCAAGUCCUUCGUGCGAAACUUGAGCACUUGAAUCCACAAAAACCAAGUCUGUAAUAAACAGAUCUAACAACAUGAAAAAACCAGGUCUUGCUUUUCCCCACAACUCAUCGUUAUCGCCGGCAAGAAGCUUAGAAUUUGCCGAGGGCGUGGUGUAAGAAUUCUCCAUGUGUACACGGUCCAGCGUGCCAGUGUAUCCAGAACCAGAUAGAAUUUAACAAUAUGCAGUUGAAUCUCUGAAUCUUUUCGAUCAAUAGGGAUUGGUGUCAUCACCUCCCAAUUGCUCGACCAUGGCAGGGUUAAAGGUCUCCCAGAAGCAUCACAGGCACAUCAACAACCCCUUCCCUUCCACCCCUAAGCGCCUGCCUUUCAUCCGUGGAAGCCUCUAUUUCGAUCAGGACAAGCUGUUGCAAGACCAGAGUUUUUGUAUUGGGCAGGACUUCCAGCUUUCUUGGAGCGCAAGAAAUGGUGGCCAUCUUUCAAUCUCACACCGAACUCAGCCGAGCCGAAGCGUAUGGUCUACAAUCCCUGGAGAGGCGUUUAUUUCGGCAGCAGCAGUUCAAAGUCAUGCCGAGGAAAGCAGAGGUUCCUUUGUUAUCCAUGAUCGUGAUGCUUAUUUCAUCUGCAAGCACCAGACAAUAGAAGAAAUAAGAGUUAUUCAUGAGACGGACAUUCAAAAGAAGCCCAGCGAUAUUUUUCUCACAUCUGGGUUUCCAAAUUCAAGCAAUGAAGACAUUCGUGAGUUGGUAGAGGAAUCAAAAUUCCCUAUUCUGAUGAUCGCAGGAAGGGUCUUCAAUCAAAAGACUAACUCAACUGCUAAGAAGAACUUGGGGAAGAAAAGAUUGAGAUUUGGUUGUUCCAGGAAAUCUUCACUUGUUGCAAGGUAUUGGUUUCUGCUUGAGCAAAAGAGUAAGAAUCAAAUUGGGUUUCAUCUCAAGUUUGGCGAAUUCGAUCAGAAAUGCAGUCCUGGCAUCAUAUACAAAACGAGUAUAAAGAUCUCCAGGUGGAAAUUAAUUCGAAUGAGGUGCCAGUGGCUCACCUGUAUGUCAAGUAAUAAAGGUUUUGUUGCACUUUCAUCGCAUGAUGAACAAGAGGGAAAGAAGGGAAUUGUCACCGAGUUCAACAAAGUUUUCAUCACAUAUGCAAGCGAUAAAGAUGAGAGGUUUUAUGGUUUCGGUGAGCAGUUUUCCCAUGUCGAGUUCAAAGGAAAGAGGGUGCCAAUUCUGGUGCAGGAACAAGGUAUAGGACGAGGAGAUCAACCUAUCACCUUUGCUGCCAAUUUGGUUAGUUACAGAUCAGGAGGUGACUGGAGUACAACUUAUGCCCCUUCUCCUUUCUACAUUACCUCAAGAAUGAAAUCCCUUUACCUUGAAGGGUACAAUUACUCAGUUUUUGAUCUCACAAAGGUUGACAGGAUACAGAUUGAGAUACAUGGAAAUUGUGCUCAGGGAAGAAUACUGAAUGGAAAUUCACCUGUUGAGCUCCUUGAGCUUUACACAGAGACGAUAGGAAGACCCCCCAUACUUCCAAACUGGAUCAUUUCUGGAGCUGUUGUUGGCAUGCAGGGAGGCACGAAAGCUGUCCACACAGUAUGGGAUCAAUUACAACAAUAUGAUGUUCCAAUUUCAGCAUUUUGGUUGCAGGAUUGGGUCGGCAAGAGAGAAACUGUAAUUGGGUCACAACUUUGGUGGAAUUGGGAAGUUGAUGAAUGCCAUUAUGCCGGAUGGAGAGAGCUAAUAGAUGAUUUUCGUGCUCAUGAUAUUAGAGUGAUGACAUACUGCAAUCCUUGCCUUGUUCCGACUGAUGAAAAACCAAACAAAUACAAAGACCUGUUUGAAGAAGCAAAGAGAUUAGAUAUUUUAGUCAAAGACAAAGCUGGCAGAACAUACAUGAUACCAAAUACAGCUUUUGAUGUCGGAAUGUUGGACUUUACCCACCCAAAAGCAAGCAGUUGGUUCAAGAAGAUUCUUCAUGAAAUGGUGGAUACUGGAAUUAGGGGCUGGAUGGCAGAUUUUGGUGAAGGAUUGCCUUUAGAUGCUUACCUGUAUGCAGAUGAAGACCCUAUUCAAGCUCAUAACAGGUAUCCUGAACUUUGGGCCAAGGUCAAUAAGGAAUUUGUGGACGAGUGGAAAUCAGACAAUGAUACUAACGGGAGAGACCCAGAAGAAAGCCUGGUCUUUUUCAUGCGUGCAGGUUUUAGAGGUAGUCCCAAAUGGGCUAUGCUAUUUUGGGAAGGUGAUCAAAUGGUAAGUUGGCAAGCCAAUGAUGGAAUAAAAAGCAGUAUAACAGGCUUGCUCAGUAGUGGAAUUUCAGGUUUUGCCUUCAAUCAUAGUGAUAUAGGAGGCUACUGUGCAGUAGACAUACCUAUUAUCAGGUAUCAGAGAAGUGAGGAACUUCUCAUUCGCUGGAUGGAACUAAACGCAUUCAGUGUAGUAUUCAGAACACAUGAAGGAAACAAGCCAGCCUCAAAUUGUCAGUUCUACAAGAACAACAACACAUUAUCUCAUUUUGCUCGUUGUGCCAAAAUCUACAAAGCUUGGAAGUUUUACCGAAUCCAACUAGUAAAGGAAGCAGCUCAGAGAGGCUUGCCUGUUGUCAGACAUUUGUUCCUACAUUAUCCAGAUGACAAGCAUGUACAAAGUUUGACAUAUGAACAGUUUUUAGUCGGGACAGAGAUAAUGGUAGCACCUGUACUUGACAAAGCCAAAAAGGAGGUCAAGGUUUAUUUCCCUACAACAGAUGGAUGCUCCUGGCAACACAUUUGGAGUGGAAAGAUCUUCACCAGGCCUUUCAAUCAUUCAGGGAAUAUACAAGGGCAUGAAGCCUGGGUUGAUGCUCCCAUUGGCUACCCAGCUGUGUUUGUAAAAUGUGGCUCUCAUAUUGGGGAAGAAUUUCAAAGCAACCUAAGACUUCUUAAAAUACUGUAAGAGUAAUUUGUGUACCGUACAAUUCAUUUGUUCAAUUAAUAUCAUUUAUUUUAAUUCUC